Messenger RNA from Xenopus laevis (African clawed frog), 2311 nucleotides. RefSeq names its product protein kinase C alpha type-like. The record is from RefSeq and is a predicted model, not a curated record. NCBI's taxonomy places the organism in Eukaryota, Metazoa, Chordata, Amphibia, Anura, Pipidae. The coding region runs from base 1466 to 2311 and encodes 281 amino acids. The transcript has 8 exons.
CUCUGCCCCAUCUAGAGCAGAAUGUCCCCACCAAGAGAACACUGGGCCCAGCCAGCAUUUCUUAUGGCUCCAGCAGUAUUGGGCAUUGCAAAUUAGGCAAAUGUUUCUGCCUCAUGUGCAGUCAUAAGUAAAUACUCUAAGGAUAUGUGAACAACACCUUAAAGGCAACAUGUUCAGGUCACCACCCAAAGCACACUUGUGUGGAUAGCACCAUGGCAAAAGGCCAAGGGGGUAUAGCUCAGUGGUAGAGCGUUUGACUGCAGGUCAAGAGGUCCCUGGUUCAAAUCCGGGUACCCCCUUCCCAUGCUUAAAGUAAAGGAAAACAUAGCCUAUUUUACAUAGUUUGGAGCUUUUGGGUGGAAUGCACGGCCAACUUGGAAUUUGUCUUUAGAUGCAGGAAGCAGAGAGCUCACCAGGUGGAACCAAAGAAGAGCCAAGCAACAUUCCAAUUCCAAUCUGGGACAGCAGGAUGGGUGCCAAAAAUCUAGACUGGCCUGUGAAAAGUGAGACAGUUGGAAGGUAUGGGUUUUAUUGUCCUGACAUUUUCUCUCUCAUUCCCUCAGAGCUGAUAUGAGUAUUUAACCUGGACUGCCAUGAAGACUGGAGCAUAAUGUCAUUGCAUUGCUUUCCCCCAGAAUUUAAGCAUCCAAUUUAAGGGUCCAAUAGAAAGAGCAUUUUUUGGAGUCCGAUGGCCAAGAUUUUUAUUCAAAAUUUAGAAUUUAUUCUUAAACAAGAAUUCCAGCGUAAUGGCGGACACUUGGGGAGUGACGCCCACUUCAGUUGUGCCUGAUGCAUCCAAACACAGUGUGGGGAGUGCAUCACAUCUGACAAGCAGUAUCAAAAUGGCAUUAGCCCAUGAUUCUUUUCCAACUGAUUCAACACUACCAUGUUCAUCUGCUGUUCAAGCACAGGCCCCUCAUAGAGGAGGCAGACCCAGUUCCCCCUCCUCCAUGGGAUCUGUUUGCUUUGUAAUUAUACCACUGUUUACUACAUUUAAUGGAAACUAUUCAAACAUUUAUCAAGCCUCUUUAUAUUUUUUCUUUUUAAUGAUUAGAUACUCCUAUUUUAUCAAAUGUUGGUGAAUUGCAGAUGUGUUAUCCUGAUGCAGAUGAUUAAGCAUGACAUGAACAAGGAAGAUAAAUGGUGGAUUGUAAUAUCCAUCAGCUGGAACAGGUGAAAUAGAGAUUUUCGUAGGGCAAUGCCCCAUAAAGAUCCAUAUAGGAUAAAUGGCUAUAAUGAUUGGCAGGUAAAGCGAUUCCUGCUUCUACCUGGGUAUUUGUGAGAGUUCUACUCAUCCACAAAGUUUAUAUUUAGAAAGGAUUCUCUGAUGAACAAAGGUUGAUCAAUCUGUAUUCUAUAUACUUUUCAAACUGCUGCUCAGACUCAACUGGCACAUGCCACUCAGGGUCCAACUGUCACAACUGUCAUUUAGCCAGUUUGGAGAGAUAGCAGGAGCUUGUGAGACAUGGAGAGAGAUUUUGGAGAUAAAUGCGGUAGAAGAGAUUUUUUUUUGCAGGAAAGUGAAUUUUCAGCGAAGAAGAAGAGGAAGAUGAAGAAGAAGAAGAAGGAGGAGGAAGAAGAUCCUUCUUGGAAAAUGAAGAAGAAGAGGAGAUGUGAGAGUCCAGUGGAAGACCCAGCUGUGGGAAGAUUCGGAGAUGGAGGUAGAAAGCAGUAUCCUCUGAGAAGGAAAAGAUCUGGAAGUCCAGAGGAGAACCCAGCUGUGGUAAGAUACGGAGAUGGAUAUCGAAAGCAGUAUCCUCUAAGAAAGAAAAGAUCUGGAGGUCCGGAGGAGAACCCAGCUGUGGAAAGAUACAGAGAUGAGGAUAGAAAGCAGUAUCCUCUGAGAAGGAAAAGAUCUAGAAGUCCGGAGGAGAACCCAGCUGGAGGAAAAGAGAAGCAGGUUCGAGAGGACGCCAAAACAUCUGCAUACCUCGACAUCAACAAUUACUGCCUAUAUAAGGAGUUAGGCAAAGGCAGCUUUGGCAAGGUGGUGUUGGCAUCAUAUACCAUCAAGGACCAACUGACUGCUAUUAAGAUCAUUGAGAAGCAGCGGGAGGAUGACUUGAAAUAUGUCAGGAGAGAGGCAUCGGUUCUCCAGAUUGCUAGCAGGUGCCCAUUCCUAUGCCGGGCAAUGGCGACUUUCCAAACUCAGUCGCUGAUCCUGCUAGCCCUGGAGUACGUCAGUGGCGGCACUCUGCAGAACAUCAUCAAGACCCGGGGCCAUCUGAACAGUGAUCAAAUCCUGUUCUAUGCUUCAGAAAUAGUGGUAGGCAUAAAGUUCCUGCACAAGAAUGGGAUCGUUCAUAGGUAA